CGAGAAGGUAAUCCUUCUAUCGGAAUUUUGUUUAGGUCGUAUUAAGUAGUUUUAGGGAAGCUCACCUCAAAGCUCCAAAUAAAAGUGACAAAGAAAAGAUCAAGAAAUGACUUUAAAUGUUUUAUCAAAUUUCUUCUGAAAUUUGAUAUGGUAGAAUCGUUUAUCUCUCUAUAUUCUAUGGACUUCAGUGUAGAUUGGUCUCAACGUUUGGUAAAUUGGAUAAAAAUAAGUGCCUUGCAGGAUCAAGAUUACAGCAACCUUGAAUAUGAAAUCAUAUAGUCAAUAUUGAAGAUACUCACCUCAAGUCCCUGUGACCUGAAUAGCCUGAUAGUAAUGUCAACAUGUGCGUUAAAUAUGUCAAAGAGUAUCUUCUUAUUGAUUUUUUUAUUUGUCGAUAUUAAAAUUACUGCAUAAAAUGAGUAUGUAUCUAUUUGUAAUGUUUCAUUAUUGGACAUGGUCAUUUUCCGGCGUAUUUGCAUAGUCUUACAUUGGGGACCAGAAUAGAUGUAAGUGUGGCAGAUGAAUUCAACGUGAAAAGCAUAUAAGAGAAGAAUGAUGAGCAAUUGUGGAAGCUUCAGGCCACAUCUCACAGCAAAUGGUACUAUUAGCAGUGGAUAUUUGGAACAGUGGGCAAGUAUGAUAGUAUAGUAUGAACGUCUGACCCGGUACUCUGCUUUCUCUUUAUCUAUUUUCCUUUUUGUUUUAUCUAUACUAAUUUAAUAUUACAUUUUUUGGGUUUGUAUGUUGAAGUCAGAAAGCGGGAAAUAAUAAAUUGUAUCAGUCCGCAAUAUGUUGCGGUACAAGUGCCGCGUCAAACACGGUUCCUCUUUGGAAACGUGCAUUGAAGAUUCACGUGACUAUCGGGAAAGGCACGCUUUGAUUCUAACGAGUUAUAGGUACAUAUUCCGUACGUGUCUUUUCUGUGUUCUUGCAGAACACUCCAGAGCCCUAGUAAGCUUCACGUGCGUUUAAAUACCUGUGAAUUUUCAAGGCUCAUAGUGUUCGAUGUGACAUAUUGCUAGAAUUAAUUUUAUUCCCGCACGAUUAUACCUUUUUCAUAUUUUCCUGCACUGACGUCAUCACUACAAGAACCUCUGAAAAGAUUUACGAGAAAUCGUUCUAUGCCAACAGAAUAUUAUUUACAGGAAAGUUUCCAAUGUAGACAUCGACUCAGCCAGUUAUUAAAAGUUUUUAUGAGCCCGUUUUCUUUGUUGUCAGCGAUAACUUGUAAUAAAUUAUUAAUUUUACUAGAAAUUUGUUAUCGAACAUUACCAGUAACAAUUCACGCUCGGGUGUUUGUAUACAUUGAAUCAACAAUCAAAUAAGUCUAACCUUAGCACUAUGUCGCUUCGACUGACAGGUAUGGAGAGUUUAUUGGGGAUUAUGGCAAUUACCUUCAUGAUACCAGGAUGUGAGUAUAUUCUUUGCAUACCACCUACUGCAUUUUUCUUCUUAUUGGAGUGCAAUUCUUAAAUCCUAAACGGUACAGGGCUGGUACUAUCGUUUGAAUAAUGCGAUCUAAUGUCAUAGCAAUUUAUAGAACGCAUGCAGAAAACUGAUAUAUUAAACAAUAUUUUUAGAAGCUAAAGGCCCUACUAGGAUGUCACAUUUACUCUAUAUGCAUCGAUCAAUAUUUGAAAUUUUUCAAUCAAGUUGACUUUCCACUUCCAAUGUGCUGACAUCAGCUGGAAAUAGCUUUGACUGGAUAUUAGAACAUAUUUCGAACUGUGUUCUUAUCAUCCAGAAUUCUGUUAAUUUCUGAGAAAUUUUUCCAUAACAAUCCCUUUUUACCACUCCUUUUCACUGUUCGGGUUUUUACUGUUACUUUUACUGUUUUUCAGAAGAAAAACUACUGCCCUUCCUUAGUGAACGUUUAUUAGUUCUAAACAAUAACAACACAACUUAACUACCCUUGUCAUUCGUUCAAACCUUUCGGACACCCAAAUACUCGAAGUUACAUCGAGUACACUACGACUAAAGUUAGUAAUUUCUUAUUUUGUAAUUAGUCUCGUCCAUUUCUGUGGCCCUGAAGUCAGUUCCACCCUUACAGGUACAGCUGCUAACCUGUUCUGCAACUCUAUGAAUGCUGUGCUCUUCCAAACGCUGAUGACGUCAAACAAUCGUGCAAAAAUGAUAGAGCAUCUGACUGUAUGUCCACAUGAAGUGUUGGAAGCAGCAGGACAUUUCUUCCUUUCACAUCGCCGACUAGAACUUCCACGAGAAGAAAAUCUCCCGCCAAUCAGCGUCGACGAGCUGUACGGAUGUGGCUCCAAUGACUUCAGGGGAAGACCGAGCCCACUUAAACGGGACGAUGUUGCACCAAGGCUAAUUUUAGAUUUGGACACCCAAAUGGAUGGCGUGGUGAUGCGACUCAUGAACACAAUACAAAGGUUAGUAAAGCAGCAGGGUUGGACAAAGAAAACCAAAUGCAAGUCAGCACAAGCCUUAGAUGACAGUUUCAAAUUACUAAACAGACUCGUUUGCUGCAACACUCGUGUUCCAUGUUCAUUGCAAGUUUUCAAAAUUCCAAAAGACCUUCCCCGAAGUUAUUGCUAUGAUGGUACUGCUAGGAUGAAGACGAUAGAUCUUGAAGAAUCAGAGGAUGAGCAACUUGAGGAUGGAACAAGACAACGGCCCCAUGCCACAGGGCGAACAACGUCCACGGAUGGUUCAAUCCAGUGAGGAAGGUGACUCUGGUGAAAGUGUAUCCUUUGUAGACACUUGAAGUAUGCUAAGCGCUUCAUCUAGAAUAACUUCAAAAUGUGGUGUGUUUCUACUUUACACCUGAUUAUGAGAAGAUGCAUAAAACUCUAUCACAAUUAUACAACUCACCAAGAUACGCAUAAUUAAAACACUAGAAACCUUUGUGUCCAAAUGAUCUUCGCUUUCUCAAAACUAGAAAUGUAAAAUUGUAUCACAUUUUGCCAAGCAAAACAAAAUGUCUUGAUGUUUUUCAAAACCGUGGAACAUUUGUUACUAUCCGAAGCUUGUUUUGACGUUGAAGACUUCCUUAACUUCAAUUCUUUCAGCCUGGCAUAAUUUUAAUUGUCUUCAAUCUCGUUUAUAAUUUUUUAACCAUGUUUAUUUAUUGUUCAUCUGAAUUUUAACUUAAGUUUUAUUAACUUCUAUACCUUUUAUUGCCAUUUUUAUAUAUUUAUCAUGUUUUACGUAUUGUUUGUUGUUUUUCAUGUUCUACUCUAAUUGACAGGUGCAAGCACAUUUUCGUGUAAUAGCACGAUUAAAUUAUCAUUAUUACUUAAGUAGUACCUAUGUGUGCGUUAUUAUUCGUUUAACGCCUAAGGGAUGAUCGUCAUAGCGUUACUUUGAGCACUUAAGUAACGAAUAUAAACAUGUACUUAAGCGUCGUCGACGAAGAGCAGUUUUGCUUUGUGAUUGACAUCUCUUUUUGGGGGUUACCGUCAGCUCCUUAUUCCUAUAACAUACAGUGAAAACCAAAUACCACUGACGUCGUAAUGUGUACGAGAGAGGAGCGUGCAAAAAGUGUGUUAGAAAGAGAUAGAAUCCCUCGUUGCCUAGCUACCCGAGUACCAAGUCACUCUUUCUAAUAUACAUAUUGAAGCUCACCGUAUAUCCAGUGUGCAGCUGUUUUCAAUUCGAUAAUUGAAUUUUAGCACAUCUAAAAAUGCAGUCAGCUAAGUCACUGCAGAUCGUUAAAUUAGCACUAUACAGACUCAUUCAACAGGAAGAAUGCGCAAGAAAAGAGCAAACAUCCAGGGAUCGUUGAAAGGCUCCAAAGUCCUCGUCCCCGAGUGUAUCUCGAGUUCAAGCGUCGUCAUCAACUGAGGGCAUUUUUGCAUUGUAAUUGCGGAUGGCAGCAGCCGACGACAUCACAACUAAUGAUGCCUCCCUUUACGCUUUCCGAAUACUUUCGCCAAGAAGCGGAGAGUAGGUGGUAAUUGGAGCGAGUGAUGUUGAAACAUCAGAGGUAUGGCGUAACGGGGUUACGCCUUGUGCUCAUAAAUAUGGAGAUGUGCCUGGAUAGGGCGCAUUGAGACACUUUUCAAACAUGCCAUCAAAACACUCUCUGUUACGAUGACUGCUUUGUUUUGCAGAUUUAAAUACUUUUAUGUCCCGUAAAUAAGGGUUGAUAUGUAAAAUAGUUAUUUACCUUACAAGUGUGGAAAGUUAUACUGUUCCGCAAGCGACGUCAGCUGCAUGUUUUCUAGAACGUCCUGUAGACGUGGCACUGCUUAUGCUGCCCGUGCCUUGAGACGUGAAAUGUGAGUUUUUUUCAUGAAUUUUUUGUAAGUAUCCGUAAUUUAAUAAGAAUAACACGUAAUGCGUGCGGAAAAAUGCUACUUUCUGCACGCAGAUGCGUGUUAAAAGUGAGUUGUUUCCGCAUGCUGGUAGAAAAAAGGUAUAUCGGGUUGCUAUACUUCUGACUCAAUCUAAUUUUGGUUACAGAUGACGCUUUAAGGUAACUUAUUUCCAUAGACCUGGAUAGUUGAUAAAUAUGAUGUUUGUUCAAUCGCAAAGUAUCAUGUUAAGUAUGUUUAAUUUUUGACACAAAGCUACAAGACCUAGGCUGUUAUCUUCUAUUAUUUCUGAAAGUUAUGUCUAACAUACAGUCAAUAAUAGACAAGGGAAUGACGUGAAGUAUGUUGACUACAUUUUCCACGCAACGCGGUAAUUAGUUCAUAAACACAAGGUAGUUCCUAUCGAAGUAAGAGAGCGCUAUAGACAUUGUAUACUAGAUAGAGGACAGUUGUUAUCUCAAAGAUGAAACCAAUAAAAUGCUGUUUGUGAUACUUUGCAACUCCCCAGCAUUGUAUAGGCUUGGUCUCAAGCUUUUCUUUCUUUUGAAAUAGUGCAGCAUUAUACUUUUGCGGAUUGAGCUUCAUGUUAUUUAAUAGCAGAAUAGUUAUUAAUACUUUCAAGAUCAAUAUGAAUUGUAGCCUCAGCCAUUUUGAAAACAUCAAGUGAAAAGCUUAACGAUAAUUGUGAAUCAUCGGCAUAACAAGUUACACUAGAGUUAAUUUUGAUGACCAAAUCAAAUGGAUAUAUUAAAAACAAGACGAGACCUAGGACUGAACCUUGUGAUACCGCUGAAGAAACAUUCUGUAACUUUGAAAUAGUUGUUCCCUGAAACACCUGUUGCUGUCUUUCUAAGAAUGACGAUACGGUGUCGAAUACCUUACUAAAAUCGAGAGAGACAA
This is a messenger RNA of Acanthoscelides obtectus, 5177 nucleotides long. The record is from the annotation of a GenBank genome assembly. NCBI's taxonomy places the organism in Eukaryota, Metazoa, Arthropoda, Insecta, Coleoptera, Chrysomelidae.